GCGGGCUCUCAUGCCCUGCUUCCAUUGUGCUGUACAUUAGUCCAUUCUUUCAGCCAUCCAGCCAUGUAUCCUUUCAUCCCACCAGGCACCACAGUCUCCAGAUAAUGUCAAUUUGUCCCAAGUAAGGAACUUCUUGGAUUACUGACAUCUGUGCUGCAUCCCCUCCUCAGUCAGUUACCAUGGAGGAACUGCAGAGAAAACUGAAUCAACACUAUGAUGACACCAAGCCCAGAAAGGUGAGGUUCAAGCUAGCAUCCUCCUACAGCGGUCGGGUGCUGAAGCAUGUGUAUGAGGAUGGCCAGGAGCUGGACAGCCCAGAAGAGAUAUACCCUCACAGCUUCAUCCAUGGAAAGAUGUCUCCCAGUCACAUGGAGAUGGAGCAGCUCUGUGGGUUUGGGGAAUCCCACUUGGACCAGCAGGGUAUCCAUCCGCCAACAGGGCUCAUUGCCCAGAGAAUAAAUGUGUACAGAGGGAUGGGAGGCUACAAGCUGGCUGCUGACCAGACUGAGGAUGCAGAGAGAGAUGCCAAAUCCUCACUCUUAGACUUUGGCAAGAUAAUCAUUUACACCAGCAACCUGCGCAUCAUCAGAGCACCACAGAAGGAACCUGAGGUGUUGCAGCACCACACAGUGCCCUAUAUGGACUUGGAGGGAUACCCAAAGGCCAGGGAGACGGGAAGCAGAAGGAUGGCUAAAGUUUCUUGUGCACAGGAUGAGGAGGAAAAGGAGGAGAAACAAAUCAGUGACACAGAGACCAAGGAGCCAAACAGCUGCCAGCACUGUGGGGGUUCAGGCUGCGCUCCCUGCUCUCUGUGUCAUGGUAGCAAGCUGUCCAUGCUGGCGAACCGCUUCAAUGAGUCCAUCAGUGUUCUGCGUUGCCAAGCCUGCUACCCCCAUGGUCUGGAGAAGUGCCAGUCCUGCUCCAGCAAAUAGCACCAUUUGGCUGACACCCAUGUCUGGCAGAGAGUGAGUGAGUGAGUGAGUGAAUGAGAAUGUGUAGCUGUGAAUGAGCAUGUGUCUGAUGUGCUAUCGGUUUGUCAGAAUUGUCUCUGUGGCAAUAUUGCUCUAAUCCAAAAUGUUCUUGGUGGGGUGUUUCGAAGCACGACCAUAAGCCAUAACUGGAAAGGGGAAUUGUGAUUGUGCAGCAGGAACAAAAUCAUAAAGUACAAUUACUGUGCGCAGUAAACACGGCUUACAAUAACACAAACACAUAAUCACCCUUUUGUUGUCACACUAUUUUGCAUCUGCACCCUCCUUCCUGAUAAAACCUGGUUCCGCGAUAGAGUUAUCAUUUUAAUUAAAAUGACACCAACAUUUUGCAUUUUAGUUUUAUCUGCUGGGAAAGCUGCCCGGCUCCUAUUCCCCCUCUCUAUUCACUGGAGAGAAUGAAACAUGAUCAUCCCAACAUGAUGUGCUGUAUGAGGGUAAUUGGUGUUUUCUUUUUUCAAAACCUAGGGAAAAAGAGCUUGAAAGAUAAAGAGUUUGAGAUGGAAAUAAAGCAUGGUAAGAUUAAUCAGGGGGUUAUGAUAAAAGUGUACUCCACCCAAAUGAGGAGGCUGAUGGUGUGACUUGGGAGCAAUGCUCAUUCAUACAAACUCUGGCUGAAUAUAGCCAAUGUUGUGAAUAAGAUAAAAGUUACACAUCCAUAUACACAGUACUGAUAUUUGACAUGCAAAACACUGAUUUAAUAAGAUCCAUUUGUUAAAGAUUUAGAGAUGACAGAUAAGAAGAGAAGUGGAUAAAUUAAAUACUGCGGGCCAGCUCAGGGGGUUGAUGGUGAUUAUGGUGACACCUUUUUUAAUGGCCUCUUUUCAGAUUGUUGCAAUUACAACCUGUUUAGAAGCUUUAUCCACAUAGAUGCUUUUAUUGUGUUUGACGACUGCUGUUUUAAAGCAUACUGUAGGUUGUGUGCUGUUAAUUUUGUAUUCACAGGACAGUUAUAUGGCUAAGAUGCAUUGCUGACUUAGUUAUACCUUUAAAAGCAUUAACAACACGCCCAAAUGAAACGUUUGAUCAGAUUGUUAUGGUUGUAGUUUCUACUAAUCUAAAUGUAUUCUGCUGUCAGAGCAGCAACGUAAUGUAGAAAAUAAUUCCUUAAAAGUGUUUUCACAGUGGGUUAGGAAUAUCUGUGUGUUUCCAGCUGGAAAACUAAAUGAAACAUAACCAUAAAAACAAA
Messenger RNA from Monopterus albus (swamp eel), 2175 nucleotides. RefSeq names its product glutaredoxin and cysteine rich domain containing 2 (gene grxcr2). Gene Ontology annotation, biological process: sensory perception of sound. The record is from RefSeq and is a predicted model, not a curated record. Bases 180 to 932 code for a protein of 250 amino acids. The transcript is spliced from 5 exons. Lineage: Eukaryota; Metazoa; Chordata; Actinopteri; Synbranchiformes; Synbranchidae.